Messenger RNA from Bufo bufo (common toad), 1255 nucleotides. Its product is annotated as rho crystallin-like. Gene Ontology annotation, biological process: steroid metabolic process. The record is from RefSeq and is a predicted model, not a curated record. The transcript is spliced from 10 exons. Gene Ontology annotation, molecular function: aldose reductase (NADPH) activity; ketosteroid monooxygenase activity; steroid dehydrogenase activity. Bases 135 to 1106 code for a protein of 323 amino acids. Gene Ontology annotation, cellular component: cytosol. Lineage: Eukaryota; Metazoa; Chordata; Amphibia; Anura; Bufonidae.
GCCCUCCCUCCCUGCUCCCUCUCUGUGCACAUUUACACUUUUCCUCUCAGGAUAGGCCUCGGCCCAGGACACAGGAAAAUUGAAAUUAAAACUUUUCAUAACAGGUGAGGUGACUGCUUCCUUUUACAAACAGCAUGGCCCUAACAAAGGACACCCGCAUCACCCUUAAUGAUGGAAACGCCAUUCCCAUCAUAGGUUUGGGCACCUACGCUUCCCCUGAUGUCCCAAAAAAUCUUGGUGAAGAUGCCACAAAAAUUGCCAUCGAUCUUGGCUACAGGCAUAUUGAUUGUGCUUACAUCUACGGCAAUGAAGUUCAAAUCGGGAAUGCCAUUCGUGCAAAAAUCUCUGAUGGUACAGUUAAGAGAGAAGACAUUUUCUAUACAGGAAAGCUUUGGUGUACGUUUUUUUCUCCCGAACUUGUCCGCAAGGGUCUAGAAAAGUCUCUGCAAGAUCUUCAGCUGGAUUACCUGGACCUGUUCAUAAUGCACUUUCCUUUCUCCAUCAAGCCCGGAGGAGCCGAAGAACCCAGCAACCCAGAAGCCUUUGUCUAUGAUGAUGUGGAUUUCUGUGCUACUUGGGAGGUUCUGGAGAAGUGCAAAGAUGCAGGCCUGGUGAAGUCCAUUGGCGUCUCAAACUUUAACAAAAGGCAACUAGAACGUCUCUUGAGCAAACCAGGACUAAAAUACAAACCCGUCUGCAACCAGGUGGAGUGUCAUAUAUACUUGAGUCAAAGCAAACUUCAGGCAUACUGUAAUUCUAAAGGUAUCAUCUUGGUAGCAUACAGCGUGCUGGGGUCACACAGAGACAAGAACUGGGUGGACCUGAGUACUCCUGUUCUGCUUGAAGAUCCAAUCCUGGCCAAUGUGGCAGCUAAGUACAACCGAACUCCAGCGGAGGUUGCCAUGCGCUUCAUCCUCCAGAAGGGGAUUGUGGUACUGGCCAAAAGUUUCACAGCAGCUCGUCUAAAGCAAAACCUUGAGGUGUUUGAUUUUGAGCUGAAUCCUGAAGACGUGAAAACUCUAGACGCACUGGACAAAAACUUGCACUAUGGGCUUUUUAAGCAAAUGAAGCAACACCCUGAAUAUCCAUUCGAUGAUGAGUACUGAGGAGCAAGUAUCUGGUCAUACCGGCUGUCUUAAAUAUCAUUUCUGAACUUUAUGUGAUGGACCAACAUGAAAAUAUGCACAUUUCGCAUUAUUGACAAAAUAUUUCUUAACAGCAGCAAUUGUGAGGACAUAUUAUCUGUUCAAAAAUA